AUGAAACGCCUUGGAGAGCGAUUUCAGCAACGCCGACAACAGACAGGCUCCCUCCAGCAGCAACUUUCCAGCGGAAGCACUGAUGUGGCUCUUGGCAAUGCAUCAACAUUGCCGAAAGCCACAUCAGGAGACGAAGCAAGCACACGAACAAGCCUUUCUACCGGCAUCACGUUGCGCCAGACACAGCAGCAGCAGGCGGGCAGCCCAUCAGUAUUAGACCGGUGUACAGGAGCUACAGGAUCUCCCUCUGUUCUCUCACCUUCGAAAGGAGCACCCCUGCCCCAAUCUUCUUGUGAGCAGCAUCCCGAUUCCCCACGUGGUUCAAGUUUCCCCGUACAAUUCACAGGAAUAAAUUCAGGAGCAAUACGAGCAUCAUGGCGGGCAGAAGGCCAUUCCACGAGACAGCAGCACCUCCGGACAGGCGAUCGUGACGCGGCUGCUACCGCUGGAACGACUGCAGGAACGACAACAGCGACCAGAUCCAUCCAUGAAACAGCUGCAGAAGGUGCUUCCGAAACUGCGGCAGAGGCAGGAAGCUCUACUGCAGCAUCAACAGAUUUGUCUUUGCAGCACCCUGCAUUUUGUCUGUCUCGAGCAGCAGCAGGAGCACCAAAAGACACGCGCGAUGUACAGCUAACUCGGGUAAUUUGCUGUUUUUUACUGCAGCAUGCAACGCAACAGGAAGCAGCAGCAGGAACUUCUUCAACUGCUGUCAAGCUCGGGUCGUUGCCGCACAAGAUCAUUCUGCGGCAGCCACUGUCUGUUGCUGCGCUUCCUGUUUUGAUUAGAAGGGCAGUGGCAGCGGUAGCGACACUGCACCAUAGCCGGCGGCUUGCGCAGUAUCCAGCCGCAGAGGUUGCAGCUAUCAUUAACCAAUGCAGUAGCAGCGCCACUGAUAGCAAUCAUGAAACAAGCACCAAUAGCCAUUUUAGCGGCAACAACAGCUUCUGUGGGGUCCCUGCUCCUAUGCCCAUGCUGAAAGCUGAUGGAGAGGGGCCGCUCAGGGCAGUAUCUGCGGUGUAUCCUCACCGAGUGGCUGCCUUUUUGCUUCAACUGCAUGCUCAGAGCAGCAGAUGUGGGCAACAGCAUCAACAACAAAAGCAGCAGAUGCACGGUGUUCCUCAAACAAUGCAGCAAAAGCAGCAGCUGCGGCACCAGCAGCUGUAUGAACAGCAGCAGUUAGUAAUGCAUCAACAGCACCUCCACAAACAACUCAGACACCAGGAUGCCCAGCAGGAGGGUAGGCUUUUGCAGCAGCAGCAGCAAGAAGCAGAGCUUGAGGCGCUCCUUAGCGAGCCUACGGCGAAGGUGGCGGCGGUCUUUCGGACGUCUUCUUCUGCUACCUUUCGCCCCCUUUGUCCCCACGGUACACGCGAUGAAUGUGCCGAGGCUCUUAGGCGACAGGGUGUCUCCCCACAUUCUUCUCGUACUCUUUGCAACAAGUUGCACUUUAGGAAGAUCAUUGUAGAAGGCCUUACAGACGAGCGUUUAGGCGACUGCAGUUACUUGGACACUUGUCGCCACAUUGAGAAGUGCCGAUUUGUGCAUUACGAGCUCGAACAAAAGCCCAACGAGGAGCCCGUAGAGCCCUACUCCAUUGGUCCGCAGUGCCUCACAGAGAAGUAUCCCGCUCAAUGGAUUCGUUGCGACAUUCGGACAUUUGACUUCUCAAUCUUCAAGCCCUUUGUGGACGUAGUGAUGGCGGAUCCUCCCUGGGAUAUUCACAUGGAUCUGCCUUAUGGCACAAUGACGGACGACGAAAUGCGCAGCCUUAGAGUAGAUUUGAUCCAGGAUGAGGGCUUGCUGUUUCUAUGGGUAACUGGAAGAGCUAUGGAACUCGCGAGGGAAUGCCUGCAGCUAUGGGGAUAUCGUCGGGUUGAGGAAAUCCUGUGGGUCAAAACAAAUCAGCUGCAACGUAUUAUACGCACGGGCCGUACAGGCCACUGGCUUAACCACUCAAAGGAGCACUGCUUGGUGGGGGUUAAGGGCAACCCGAAGGUAAACCGCAACAUCGACUGCGAUGUCAUCGUCAGCGAAGUCCGGCAAACCUCCAGAAAGCCAGAUGAGAUCUACAGGAUGAUAGAAAGGAUGCGCCCUGGUACAUUGAAGGUGGAGCUGUUUGGCCGGCAGCACAACAUCAGAAAUAACUGGAUCACAUUGGGCAACCAGCUAGAAGGCGUCAAGCUCGAAGAACCAGCGGAGCUCGCUCACAGGUACAACGCAUUUGUUGCAGCCAACCCCAGUAAAUACAACGAAGAAUGCCCCAGAAAAUCGCUGAGUACACACAGUCACGUGCACCGUGUUGAUGUUACUGCUACAGUUCUACCCAUACUUUCCAAUGGGGCAAGUUCGCUGCAGCAGCGAGCCCAAAACAUGAAACCAGAGGAGCAAAUGCAGCAGCGUCAGCGGCAGAGUGACAGAAGGAAGCGAAAACCGCUGAAAAAGACCAGACAACUGACUCACGCACACCUUAAUGGCCUUAGGCUCAAAGUUUGCCCUUCCUUCGCUGGCUGUACCUCCUUAGAGGUAUGACUUUGUAUCUGGGGUUGGCCGUUUAGGCUCUAGCGUUCAUAUAUUAGCUUAGUGGUAUAUUUGUACUGCAACAGUCUCUCUACAGUGUCAGCACUGAGCGCUUUACCCCGACUACAGCGGUUGUACUUACAUCAUAACGAGCUGGGAUCCAUUUCUUCUAUCUGUGGCCUCCCGGCUCUUCGAGAACUCGACGUCUCCUUCAACCGUCUUACCACCUUAGACGGCCUCACGGGUUGUCCCCUGUUGCAAACCUUGUAUGCAGACAGCCAACAACUUCAAUCUCAGGAACAGAAGGACCAGGAAACCGAAGGCCUUAGAUUCAAUCAAGAUACUCUGGAAGCCCUAGCCCCUUCGCUCACUUUCCUCCGUCUCAGAAGCAACAAAAUUAAAUCGCUUAAUCCUCUUGCUGUGUUGCACCAGUUAGAUACCUUGGACGUUGCUGGAAACAAUCUAGAGGAACUGAAUCAGCUGCAGCAGUUGCUGCAGCAGUGCACUAGAUUAAAGCAUCUGACCCUAAUCGAUAACCCCCUAACAAAGCUCCGAGGCCUUGAAGGAAGAGCCCAAAUUCUUGCCGCUUGCUCCAGUAAGCUGCAGACCCUUGAUGGGCGGGUUCUGCUUCAGCAUGAACAGCGACAUGCCUUGCUGCUCCUACGACAAAAGCAAGGCAGCACAACCUUUAACAAGGGGUUCCACUAUAGUAAUAGCACCUUUACAGCACAAAUGCAAGAACGUCGGCUCUGUGGGCGUAGCAUAAAGCGCGGUCACAGUGCAGCGUGUAGCAACAAAGGAACCAGAGGCAGCAGUUGA
Cyclospora cayetanensis is the source of this 3339-nucleotide messenger RNA. RefSeq lists its product as uncharacterized. The transcript has 13 exons. Gene Ontology annotation, molecular function: mRNA m(6)A methyltransferase activity; protein binding. Gene Ontology annotation, cellular component: RNA N6-methyladenosine methyltransferase complex; nucleus. NCBI's taxonomy places the organism in Eukaryota, Apicomplexa, Conoidasida, Eucoccidiorida, Eimeriidae. The record is from RefSeq and is a predicted model, not a curated record.